ACAAAACACCCAUGAGGCCAACACAUGAUGACUGCAUUAUAUGCAAUUCAUUAUUAUAACUCAUUCAAACCUAUAAAUAGCACAUUCAUAGAGAGACUAGUCUGAUUAGAGCAGAGGAAUACAAAUAGUGUCAGAAUUCAAACUAAAUCUAUACCUCUGCAAGACUGCAACUUUAUUUAAAACCAAUGGAGAAAGAUGCAGAAAAAGUGGCAGAGAAUUCCAAGAAAACAGAACAAGCAACAAAUCAUCAACAAGAAACUGACCCAGAGAGCAAUUCUCUCCAACAGCCACUUUUAAAGAGAAAUACAACUCUUUCUUCAAGUCCAUUAGCUCUCAUUGGCACCAAAGUUUCCUAUAUCGAAAGCUUGGAUUAUGAGAUCAAUGAGAAUGAUCUGUUCAAGCAUGACUGGAGAACCAGAUCACAAGCUCAAGUGUUGCAGUAUGUAUUCCUUAAAUGGUUAUUUGCUUUCUUGGUUGGGCUUUUGACAGGUGUCAUAGCCACUCUCAUCAAUUUGGCUGUUGAGAACAUUGCAGGAUACAAAUUACUUGCUGUAGUCCAGUAUAUAGAUGAUAAGAGAUACAUGAUGGGGUUCUUGUUCAUGACUGGGGUGAAUUUCAUUUUGACACUAAGCGCAACUCUUCUAGUUGUGUUUUUUGCACCAACUGCAGCUGGUCCUGGCAUUCCUGAAAUUAAAGCUUAUUUAAAUGGUGUUGACACUCCAAAUAUGUAUGGUGCCAGCACAAUGUUUGUUAAGAUCAUUGGAAGCAUAGGGGCAGUGGCUGCAGGGUUGGAUCUAGGAAAAGAAGGUCCUCUGGUUCACAUUGGUGCCUGCAUUGCUUCUUUACUAGGUCAAGGUGGCCCGGACAACUACCGACUCAAAUGGAAGUGGAUUCGUUACUUCAACAAUGAUCGUGAUCGAAGAGAUCUCAUCACUUGUGGGGCAUCUUCAGGGGUAUGUGCCGCUUUUCGGGCCCCAGUUGGGGGUGUGCUUUUUGCGCUUGAGGAAGUGGCAACAUGGUGGAGAAGUGCUCUUUUGUGGAGAACUUUUUUCAGCACAGCAGUUGUGGUGGUUGUGCUUAGAGCUUUCAUGGAGUACUGCAAAUCUGGAAACUGUGGCCUUUUCGGUGAAGGUGGGCUGAUCAUGUUUGAUGUAAGUGGUGAUUCAGUGAAAUACCAUGUUAUUGAUCUCAUCCCUAUCACUGUUAUUGGAAUCAUUGGUGGAGUUUUAGGAAGCUUGUAUAAUUACCUACUUCACAAGGUCCUCCGUCUUUACAAUCUCAUUAACGAGAAAGGGAAAUUAGCGAAAAUCUUACUGAGCCUCUCAGUCUCAUUGUUCACAUCUGCAUGCCUAUAUGGACUUCCAUUUCUCGCCAGCUGCAAACCAUGUGAUCCAUCCAUGGUGGAUUCCGUAUGCCCAACUACAGGAAGAAUGGGAAACUUCAAGCAAUUUAACUGCCCGAAAGGACAUUACAACGACCUUGCGACUCUCCUGCUGACAACAAAUGAUGAUGCAGUACGCAACAUCUUCUCCACCAACACUCCCAGUGAAUACAAUGUAUUUUCCUUGGUCAUUUUCUUUGCACUUUAUUGUGUAUUGGGACUCGUCACAUUUGGUAUUGCAGUCCCCUCUGGUCUCUUCCUCCCUAUCAUCCUCAUGGGCUCAGCUUAUGGCCGUCUGCUUGGCAUGGCAAUGGGAUCCUACACAACCAUUGACCAAGGUCUGUUUGCCGUUCUUGGUGCAGCUUCAUUAAUGGCGGGUUCCAUGAGGAUGACGGUUUCCCUUUGUGUGAUAUUUCUCGAGUUGACUAAUAACCUUCUUUUACUCCCUAUAACAAUGCUUGUCCUACUAAUUUCCAAAAGCGUUGGAGAUUGUUUCAACCCAAGCAUAUACGAAAUCAUACUAGACCUUAAAGGGUUACCAUUCUUGGAAGCUCACCCUGAGCCAUGGAUGAGAAAUAUAAACGUCGGUGAGCUAGCCGACAUCAAACCACCAGUGGUUACCCUAUCUGGAAUUGAGAAAGUGGGUCGAAUAGUUGACGUUUUGAGAAACACUACACACAAUGCUUUUGCAGUUGUAGAUAAUGUAUUGGUGCCAAGUGUGGGUCAGGUAAGUGAAGUGCAUGGGCUUGUUUUGAGGGCUCACCUAUUGUUAAUACUGAAGAAGAAAUGGUUCUUACAAGAGAGAAGGAGAACAGAAGAGUGGGAAGUUAGAGAAAAGUUUACAUGGGUUGAUGUGGCGGAAAGGUGGGGAACGAUUGAGGAGGUUGCGGUGACAAAAGAAGAAAUGGAAAUGUAUGUAGACUUGCAUCCGAUUACCAACACAACACCUUAUACAGUAGUGGAAACCAUGUCGGUUGCCAAGGCAUUGGUGCAAUUUAGACAAGUGGGGCUUCGGCACAUGCUUGUUUUACCAAAAUACAACGGGGGCGGGGUGCCACCAGUGGUCGGGAUCUUGACAAGGCAAGACUUGAGAGCCCAUAACAUUUUGACUGCAUUUCCACAUCUUGAAAAAUCCCAUGGGAGUAAAAAGGGUCGCUAAAAAUGGCAGUGAAGCAGAUCGGUUGAUAUGUCCGUGUACUUUCUAGUACCAAUUUUGUAUUCUUUGAUCAAACUUAAAGAAGGUACCAUACGAAUGUAAAAUGUCUCCAUUAGUAACAUUAAAAGAUUGCGUUGUUCAGCCCAUUAUACAUCAAAUAAGUUAUUCUUGUAAUCUUAUAAAUUUUGCAGUCAGUUAUUUUUAGCUAACAUCUUUUGCGUUUGACA
Molecule: messenger RNA, 2764 nt
Organism: Erigeron canadensis
Lineage: Eukaryota; Viridiplantae; Streptophyta; Magnoliopsida; Asterales; Asteraceae
Product: chloride channel protein CLC-a-like
Exons: 6
Coding region: 186-2540 (784 amino acids)
Biological process (GO): chloride transport; transmembrane transport
Cellular component (GO): intracellular membrane-bounded organelle; plant-type vacuole membrane
Molecular function (GO): voltage-gated chloride channel activity; nitrate:proton symporter activity
Source: RefSeq, a predicted model, not a curated record